UCAUGAAAGCGGCCGAUACGACCAUAGCUCGUUGUUAUGUCUUGUCUCAGCUACUCCGUAUAUAUUUAAAGACUACAAAAUAAUAUAAUCGCCAUGUUCAUGAAUGAAAAGCACAUGGUGAACGUUCUAUAGACAGAGCUCCCAAUGCUUCUUGUUCGGGCAAGAGUGGUUAAUCGCAUGUACAUACGAGACGCAGAUGCAGGUACGUGCACAUGUUGCUCCGACGCCCAGGCAUGUCAUAUUUUCUCUUGGAUUCUCUCAUCAUUUUUCCGUAGGCAUAUCUCUCGUCAAAUGUUUGCCCAUUCACCAAGUAAUGAUGAUGCAUCUCUUCAAAGCCGCUGUUCACACGUCACGCCAAGUUUUUUUCCGAAGGAUUUAAAGCCCGGCCUAGCUGCAAAACUGGGAACCGCAGCCAGAUUAAUUAAUUUGCAACGACACCAUCGCUGUUGGGCUCGUGUCAAUCCAUGCAACACCAUGUCAGCGCCAGCGAAUAACAGCCCGCCAUUGGCCACACCAACGGUCGACUAUGACCUCAUUCAUUCGAUGCUGAAGCAGCGCUGCCCGACUCUGUCUGCAAAUCAUGACAUCCAUCAGAGCACUGCGAAUACCGGGCAUUUUGGGCAGUUCUUGGGGGGGGUUUUUUUGGCUGGCAGGCGCAAAAUACAGGGGGGUCGUAUGAAUGACAACUCUUCGCUUAACGCCGGCUGCCCUGUUUAGACAGGCGAUGUCGCUGCCGCAAACCACGGCUUUGUGAUGCCGUGAUCGGGACCAUCUCCAGUUGGACGAGGCAAACCGGCUUUUUGGUCGUGAAGAAUGGCGUAUGUCCUGCUGGCGACCGGGGUCAUGUGUGCUACGUAUGACGAUGGGACCGAGAUGGUGUUGUUGAUCAGUGACCAUGGGCGAGCGCUG
Molecule: messenger RNA, 909 nt
Organism: Trichoderma asperellum CBS 433.97
Lineage: Eukaryota; Fungi; Ascomycota; Sordariomycetes; Hypocreales; Hypocreaceae
Source: RefSeq, a predicted model, not a curated record